Molecule: messenger RNA, 3929 nt
Organism: Toxotes jaculatrix (banded archerfish)
Lineage: Eukaryota; Metazoa; Chordata; Actinopteri; Toxotidae
Product: gastrula zinc finger protein XlCGF26.1-like
Exons: 4
Coding region: 1145-2929 (594 amino acids)
Biological process (GO): regulation of transcription by RNA polymerase II
Cellular component (GO): nucleus
Molecular function (GO): DNA-binding transcription factor activity, RNA polymerase II-specific; RNA polymerase II transcription regulatory region sequence-specific DNA binding
Source: RefSeq, a predicted model, not a curated record
UCUCUUCACCACGGUUUUGACAUUACUCUGAGGAAACAUCUGGCCUCUUGUGCCUUCUGAACUGACAGCAGUUCGAUCCAACACACUGGCUCAGUUCAGCAGGAACAGGAGUCUAGUCAACACACAACAUUAUGUCAUUAAUAUGGAGCAGAUUAUCUGUGGAGACACCCCGAGGGGGAAAAGUACAGUGAACUUGUGGCAUGCAAGAAGAGAGGAGUUCACAUGGCAUGACUGGAGAGGAGAAGGAUUUGUUUUCACCAGUUUCACAAGGUUUAUGUAUGUUUACUAUUAUUUAAGGGUGGUUUUGGUACAAGUACAGGAUUAACAUCUAUAUUAUAAGAUUGUCUGUUAGUAUUUUUUUUUUUUUACCAUAUGCAGUUGAAACUAAAGGGCCAAAAUCUGUGUACUGGAGUAGACUUGAUUCAUGGGUGUUUGCUGCCCUCUACAGGUCCCAGUGAGGAACUAUCAAUUACACACACACACCACAUAAGAGGUAAACAACUCUGCACUAUGGAAAAAACCUAAUCAUACUUCAAACAGUGUAAACAGUUCAAACAGGGAUGUAAUAAAAAUAGACCUGACCAACAGAAAUAAAGCUAACACUAUCAAAUCAACAAAGAACAAAAACAAGAGAUUCAUUAGAUUUUUAACAAAUUAAUAAAUAUUAAAAUGUAUUUCCAUAAAUGUGAAUUCGUUGAACAUUAUUUAGUUAAAGCAGGGAUUUAAAUAUGCUGUCCCCGGGACUGCACGCAUGAACACGGGAGGAGAAAACGUUCAAGAGACAAGGUAUAUAUUAAAGGAACCAGGAUUUAAAUCCACAAACCAUUCACAAACCGCUUUCUAAAUUUUCAGAGCUCUGUCGUUUUUAAAGUUUAUUUAUUUAUUUGUUUUUCCAAAUGAAAGUUGAGAAAUAAAAUGUAGGGGGCUGCAGGACAAUCCUGCUGUUAAGAUGCUGAACCACUUCAUGUCUUGUAGAGGGCGGAAGUUUUCCCAAAAUGCCUUUAGACUCGGUAAAUCACACGAAGAAGAAGCAGAAGAAGCAGAAGAAGCAGAAAGAGGAACAACAACAACAUGACAGUCAAACAACUUGCCCAGUGCAGAGAGGAAGUUUUUAACUAAAAACUAAAUUAGAUCACUCACAGACAUGUUCAGCGUGGAGACUUUUCAGAGCCAGAUAUGUGCUGUGAUGGAGAGCCUGGUGGAGGCGGCGGUGGCGGAGCUCAGCAGGCUGCUGGAGGGGCACUGGGCUAACGGUAUGGCUCCCGCCCAGCGCCGCUCAGCUCCGGCUGCACUGACGGCUGUGAAGCACGAAGAGGAGGAGGAGGAGAGCGAGGAGCCUGCACCGGAGGAGAGACAGCAGUUUAAUAAAGCUAUAACGAACCAGUUUGCAGUGCUCAUGGGAGCAUGGACCAAAGGUGCAGUGGAGAAAAUAGCUCUGAUGUUGAGAGUGUCCAUGUGUGAAGCUGAGGAUGGCCCUGCUGCAGAGCAGAGAGCCGGACCGAAUGACAAGACCAAACAGAUGAGUGUGAAGCAGAAAGCUGGUCAAGGGGCCAGGCUCAAAAAGAAAUCAGCAGCCAGAGGCUUUCGUCAGAGGAGAAAGAAAAUAGAGGGAGGACUUAAACCAGCAAAAACUGAUGUAGCCACACAUGAACAGAGUAACUCUGGAUCCCCGUCUGAACCUCCAGCCUUGUUAACAGAAUCCAUGUCAGAGUCUGCCCCUGAGCCGGCCUCUGCUGUCAACCAGGAGGACACAGGCACUUCAACUACCACAUCCAAGAUCAGGAAGAAGAAGACUACAGGCCCUUUCAAAUGUCCUUCUUGUGACAAAACAUUUGCUCUUAAAUGUUUGAUGGACAGGCACUACCUCACUCACUCCAAGCCUCACCUUUGCUCCGAGUGUGGCAAACGUUUUGCCGGACUCCAGGGGCUCAUGGCGCAUUCGCGUCGUCACACCGGUGAGAAGCUGUACAAAUGCCCAGACUGCGGGACAGAGUUUGCUUACAAGUAUACCUUCAAGAGACACAUGCGUCAGCACAGUCUGAAGAAACCAAACACCCACGUAUGCACGCUGUGUGAGAAUCAGUUCACCGGGGCGUUGGCGCUUCAGCGGCACAGGUGUUGUGCCCUGAAAAAGACCUUCGUCUGCUCUCUUUGUCCAGAGACAUUUGAGUGCAGAAAGAGUUUGGCCGAUCACGAGAACCUACAUUCAGGAGACAGAGAUUUUGUCUGUGAAAUGUGCGGUGAGAGUUUCUUUUCGUCCUCAUCUCUGGCCACUCACCGGGUGACUCACAUGCAAAAGGAAAACUGCUGCGACCUGCUCGGCGUCGGAUGCAGCGACGUGAGCGUCCUUAAAAAUCACCUGAGCAAACACACGGGAGAAAAACUUUUCCCCUGCGAGGUUUGCGGUAAAGGUUGCAGUCACCAGAGCGCCCUGAAGCACCACAUGCUCACGCACACGGGGGAGAGGCCGUACGUCUGCGAGACCUGCGGCAAACGCUGCGGCCACGCCAGUGCGCUUCAGAACCACAUGAGGAUACACACAGGGAAGAAACCGGGGCAGCAGCCGGUCUGCACCGUGUGUGGGAAGAAAUUAUCCUGCAUGGUCAAUCUCAAAUAUCACAUGAGCAUCCACACGGGGGAGAAGCCUUAUACCUGCGAUCAGUGUGAUAAAAAGUUCAGCAACCCCAGCAAUCUGAAGUUACACAUGACAAUUCACUCAGGGGAGAAGAUGUACGGCUGCAACAUCUGCGGCAGGAGGUUCACUCAGUCCAGCAGCCUCAAGCUGCACAGACGGAUCCACACGGGAGAGAGGCCGUAUUGCUGUGUGGUCUGCGGGAAAGGGUUCAUGCACAGCGGCGACCUCAAGAAACAUCAGAGGUGUCACCUGCCGGAGCAACCAGGAGAUGGACAGUCUGCAGUAAAAAUCUAAAAUAUUCACUUAUUGUACUGAGCACUGAUAUAGACUGAUAUAUAUUUACACACAGCUGGGCAAUGUGACAAUUCAUACUGUGAGACAAAAUGAUUUCAGAUGUGAUUAUUAAUGAUUAUUUACUUUCUCAUUUGAGUUUCUAGAGCAUUUUUUAAAUAUAAAAAUUACAUACAGUACGUGGAGAUGAUGAAACCAGCUGAGGAACAGAGAAGCUAGAAAGUCACUGCACUGUGUUAAUAAUCAGUGUCGUCGUGACGACCAGCCGACUGUUUCCACCCACACUGCUGCAGGUGAACACAGUGUGUUAGCAAAACCUUUAUGAUUCAUCUGUGUAAAGUACUGUGAUUUCAGCACAUAUCUUUGUCACAGCACAGUAUUUUUACAUUAUCCACAUUUUUUACUAUGUCUGGUACUAUAAGCUGUGUGGUCCCAACACAAAGUUAUUAUAAUAUCCUGAAUGCAGCCACACAAACAGAAACAUCAAUAACAAGUGAUGGCUUCUUUCCACAAAUCAAGUUCUUCCACGCCAAACUGAGAAAACCAAUAUUUUGUGGAUUAACUAAUAAAAAAGUUUAACAUGUCUUAGAAGUUUGUUCACUGCUGUCUUCAUUAGGAUCUGUUGACUUUACAGCUCUCCUUCUUAAAACAGUGCUUGUCUUUAUUUACUGUUUAAUGUUUUCUUUCCCACUUGAUUGGUUUUACUGGAAUCACACAAAUUACUUACAUGUGGGUAAUUUCCUUUGUCAUUAAACAAAAGAAGGGGUGGGAGGGGGUAAAUGAGGUCAAUAAAAUAAGCAGAUCUCCUGAGGUAAUUAUCACUUCAUCAGAGCCUGAGACCUUCUAUAAAACUACUGGGGAGAAAGACACUGACUUAAGAGAAGGAGUGGGACUUUGGCAGAAGCUGUGGUCACAAAUACAGCUACAGUUUGAUGAUGUUUCAUGAAAACAGUAGUUAAACAUGUAAUGGAUGGAUUUCACAAGAUUGGAAUAAAGACAAAGA